UCGAUAUAUAUGUAACAUCCCUAGCAUCAGUCUAAAAUGCACUAAUAUUACCGCACGCGUAGCGUUCUUUUUGAAAUUAACAAGCGAAUGGGGGUGAAAAAGAAGAAUGAGCAACAACGCUACGCUUGUUUGUGUUCCAUCGUACACUCACGAAAAUUUUACAAAUUGUACAGUAUAAAGUAAUCGAGCAGUAUUUAGUUAGUAAAAGCAAAACAAAUCACGAAAUGCCCAAACCAAAGGCAAAAGCGAAGCCAAAAUCCAAAGCGGCGGCAGCAGCCGCAUCAAAAAGGGAGGCGACCAAGAACAACAAUGCCGUUUCGGCCGAAAAGGAAAACGAAAUGGAGAUCAGUGAUCCGACCUCCGUUCCCAUCCGGGAACAAUGCAGAGGAGGCGCGGAAUCCAUGUACACAAUAAUGCGUCACGCGGAACUCAAGGAGUCACUCCACAAGCGCUACGAAAAGGAGCUGCAGCAACUGUACUCGAGGAUGGGCCACCAAGAGUUUCUGAACACAUUCAUCAAUGUGCUGAAGACUGUACUCGAGGCGGAGGAGAGCAACGAGAACGGUAACAAGGCCCUGUCCUUUUGCGCGAAAUUCGUGACCAGCUUCGAGUCGGAGAAGACGCACCCCAUGAUGACUGAAACAUUCCACUGGCUGUUGACUACAUAUUCCAGCAGUCCGCACGUUCGCUAUCGGAUUUGCUACUUUGUGAAUCUGAUACUUGAGAAACUGGGACCCAAUGCGGCACUCGACGACACGCAGUGCGACGAGAUUCUCGAGACUAUGCUGGAGCGCGUGAAGGACGUGUCGGCCGGUGUGCGCAAGCAAGCAGUCCUGGCCAUGCAGUGUUUCCAGAUUCCGGACAAUCCCGUCGAUCCAGUUGUCUGCGCCUAUCAGUUCCAUCUGUCUGCGGAUCCCUUGUCCAGCGUGCGCCAGUGCAUUAUCACCUGCAUGGGCCGCAACUACAUCACGGUGCCCUACAUACUGCAGCGUCUGUGGGACGUGGACGAGAAGGUGCGCCGCCAUACGUACGUCAACAUGUGCAACUAUCCAGUGCGCGCCUACAGGGUGGCGCAGCGCCUGACCCUCCUGGAGCAAGGUCUGAACGACAGCUCGGCCAACGUUAAAAAGACGGUGGUAAACCUACCAACAGAACUAUGUGGCUCUGAUAGCGGCCCUCAAGCUGGACUCCAGCGAGGAGGAGCUGAUGCGUUUCCGGAGCGUGACCAAGCAAAUGUUGCGUGAAAUCUUUGAGCAGACCGACA
Drosophila miranda is the source of this 1264-nucleotide messenger RNA. RefSeq names its product condensin complex subunit 3-like. The record is from RefSeq and is a predicted model, not a curated record. Bases 225 to 1244 code for a protein of 339 amino acids. Gene Ontology annotation, biological process: mitotic chromosome condensation. Lineage: Eukaryota; Metazoa; Arthropoda; Insecta; Diptera; Drosophilidae. The transcript is spliced from 3 exons. Gene Ontology annotation, cellular component: condensed chromosome; cytoplasm; condensin complex.